GCCCGCACAGGCCUCGCCCCCUGCCUUGCGCGGCGCGGCGGCGGCUGCUGGACCCGACAGGCGCGCCCGGGGUGGGGGCGCCGCGCGCGCACUGCGGACGCCCGCGACCCCCGCCACCAUGUCCCAGGACGGCGUGGAGCUGGAGAAGAGCGUCCGGCGUCUGCGGGAGAAGUUUUAUGGCAAGGUCUCCCCCAAAAAGGCGGGGACUCUGAUGAAGAAAUUUGGCAGCGACCACACCGGAGUGGGGCGCUCCAUCGUGUACGAGGUCAAGCAGAAAGAUGGACAGGAGCUGAGUAAUGACCUGGACGCCCAGGACCCUCCUGAGGACAUGAAGCAGGACCAGGAUAUUCAGGCAGUGGCCACGUCCCUCCUCCCGCUAACGGAGGCCAACCUGCGCAUGUUCCAGCGUGCCCAAGAGGGCCUGAUCCCGGCCGUGGACAGACAGUUCGCCUGCUCAGCCUGCGACCAUGUGUGGUGGCGCCGGGUGGCCCAGCGGAAGGAGGUGUCCCGGUGCAAGAAAUGCCGCAUGCGGUACGAGCCGGUCCCCGGGGACAAGAUGUGGGGCCUGGCCGAGUUCCACUGCCCCAAAUGUCGGCACAACUUCGGGGGCUGGGCCCAGAUGGGGUCUUCGUCCCCCUGCUACGGCUGCGGCUUCACCGUGUACCCGACCCGGAUCCUCCCUGCGCGCCGGGACCGAGACGGAGAUCGCCGCAGCAUGCACAGUCACUCCUGCUCGGCCGAGGACUGCUACAACCGGCGGGAGCCCCACGUGCCCGGCACGUCCUGCGCGCACCCCCACAGCCGGAAGCAGAACCAUCUCCCCAAGGUCCUGUACCCCAGCAACCCGCACAUCAGCAGCGGCUCCACCGUGGCCACUUGCUUGAGCCAGUGCGGCCUCAUCGAAGACCUGGACAACCUCAUCCUGGAAGACCUGAGAGAGGAGGAGGAGGAAGAGGGGCGCGGGGAGUAAACACGACCCCCGCCGCGGGGUCAGAUGCAAUGCA
Messenger RNA from Sorex fumeus (smoky shrew), 1004 nucleotides. It is a transcript of the gene SHFL, whose product is annotated as shiftless antiviral inhibitor of ribosomal frameshifting. Gene Ontology annotation, biological process: viral translational frameshifting; innate immune response. Gene Ontology annotation, molecular function: sequence-specific mRNA binding; ribosome binding. NCBI's taxonomy places the organism in Eukaryota, Metazoa, Chordata, Mammalia, Eulipotyphla, Soricidae. Bases 119 to 970 code for a protein of 283 amino acids. The record is from RefSeq and is a predicted model, not a curated record. The transcript has 8 exons.